AUGGCCAACCGCUUGGCCCCGUCCCUCGCCCUCAGCCUAACGGCAGCGACUACUUCAUCGUCAACCGGCCUGAACACCGCCGCCGCCUCUGCCUCCGAUUUCCUGCUCGCUGCCAGUGGUAGCGCUCUAUCCGCCGUUUCCACCCACCCCCGGCCCUUCCCUCCGCCAACUCCCUCGACUAUGGCGGGGUGGAUUGGUUGGGUUUUGACCUUCAUCUUUCAGGUGAUCCCGCGCGGGUUAUACUGGGUCAUUACUUUCUCUACCAUCACGCUGCCUACAUGGCUGUUUACGCUCUUUUCGAUGAGCCUGACGUUCACCAUGAACUUCACUACCCUCAUGUUGAUCAUUCUCGCCCUGGUCUCGACUGUCAGCUGGUUCAUCCGAUACCGGUUCCUGAACAUGUAUAGCCGCCUACCCCCAGAGCCCCAACGCAAAGAAGCGCAGAUCGACCUCUUCCCAGAUAUACAAGAAGGCGACUCGAAACCAGGGCUGGCAAACUACCUCGAUGAGUUCCUCAGCGCGAUUAAGGUCUUCGGUUACUUGGAGCGGCCGGUCUUUCACGAAUUGACCCGGACCAUGCAAACAAGGAAGUUGAUCGCGGGAGAGACACUUAUGCUGGAGGAAGAGAAGGGAUUCUGCUUGGUGGUAGAUGGGAUGGUGCAGAUCUUCGUCAAGUCCAUCCGCGAGGGCCACAAGACGAGCUCAUCCGAGGAGAAUUUACACCUGGGCGAUGAUGCUAAUUCUGAUGAGGAAGACAGCUAUGCAAAUGGCGGACAGGGCUAUCAAUUGCUCACGGAGGUGAAGAAUGGUGCUUCCAUGUCGUCUCUGUUUUCAAUCCUGUCCUUGUUUACGGAAGACAUUCAGCUACACAACUCGCGAAGCUCUAGCUCUAGCACGUCUAGCGCAGGGCUCGGUCUUUCCCAUGUCCGUGCUGACUCUGUUCCUGCCAGCCCUGGCGUAGGGAUGAUGGGCAGCCCCCAACCCCUCGCUCGGGAUCAUGGUGAUCCCCAUGCGACUAUCAAUGGCCACGCCGAUACCCUGCCGGUAGUUCCUCCAUUUCACCUUGGAGAAAGCCAUAACAUCCACAGCCAAACGCCGCAGCCCGAACCUAACCGACAAAAUAAGAGCCGCCGCAAGUCUGUCCAUCCAGAUAUUGUCGCCCGAGCCACUGUUGAUACUACAAUUGCUAUCAUUCCUGCGAGUGCCUUCCGCCGCUUGACUCGGGUCUACCCAAGGGCAACCGCACAUAUCGUACAGGUCAUCCUGACACGUCUUCAACGUGUAACAUUCGCUACUGCUUACUCCUACCUGGGUCUGACAACUGAUGUUCUCGGAAUUGAGCGGCAGAUCUCCAAGUUCACCUCGUGGGACCUGCCUAACGAUCUCCGAGGAGGCGCAUUGGAUCGUCUGAAGGACAAGUUUAUGCGAGAACGAGACCGCUUGGGACCCGAAGAAGUUGGCAAGGGAAUCGCCCUGCACAACCCGUCUUUUGGACGGAGGCGCCGCUCAAGCAGCUCCCUGAGGAAGGAAGCUGUCCUGCAAGCCCGCAUGGCUGGCUCCAGCCGCCCCAUUGCCCUCACGUCGCAAAGACAACCGAGUAUAUUCACAGACAGGGAUACGAUGGGGGUCAGUCCCGGCGAUUUAUUGUCAACUAUCCAGCUGUCCCGGUUUGGACCGCGCCAUGAUCAUCUAGGUGCCCGGAUUCAAAGUCCUCUGACUGAGAGGGAACGCCCUUUUUUCCGACCUGCCGGCAUAGAAGGUCACCCAUCGCCGUUCCAGCGCAAGGACUCGAUCGAUGAGGACACCCUGUUCCGCGACUCUAUUUUGGAUUGUAUAAUGAAGGCCAUUGGUUUGACCGAAGGGACCAGCGAUGCGCUGGGCAAGGGUGGCCACGUCUCCGGCGAUGUUUCGCCCAGGCUGCUCUCUUAUGAUUCUCGUCGACAGAAGGCCGUUUUCUCGAAUGCUUUUGGGUUUAUUGACCCCUAUGAGGGAUCGGGAGACGGCGAGACCGAGUCCAUGAUGUCCAUGUCUGUCACUAGUGCGGGUGGGACCUCGCCACUCGUCAACCUCCGAGAGGAACUGCGCCAUGAUAUAGAGGUCGUCUAUUUCCCACAGGGUUCGGUUCUUGUGGAACAGGGCGAGCGACAUCCUGGCCUCUACUAUGUGAUCGAUGGAUUCCUGGAUGUAGGCAUUCCGGCUAGUGAUCGUGACGAUGAUCUUGUUGGGAGUUCCCGUCCAUCCAAUGGGCCAAUCUCACAGGCCCAGAGCGAGCUUUUCCCAAAGCUGAGACGGACCACCACAGGCUCCUCGCGCACUUCGGCCUCCAACGUUGCCGGCGACUCGCGACGCAAGAAUCAGUCACGAAAGUCCCUUUACCUGAUCAAACCCGGUUGCAUGCAAGGCUAUGUUGGUGCCCUCGCGUCCUACCGUUCUUACACAGAUGUUGUCGCCAAAACGGAUGUUUAUGUAGGAUUCCUCCCGCGAGCAUCUCUUGAGCGAAUCGCGGAUAGGUACCCCAUUGCUUUGUUGACUCUAGCCAAGCGAUUGACUAGUCUUCUGCCACGUCUACUGCUGCACAUUGAUUUCGCUCUCGAAUGGGCGCAGGUCAAUGCUGGCCAAGUGAUUUACCACCAAGGCGAUGAGAGUGAUGCCAUCUAUCUCGUCCUAAAUGGCCGUCUGAGGUCUGUGCUGGAAGACGCCAAUGGCAAAAUGACGGUCAUCGGUGAGUACGGCCAGGGCGAGAGUGUGGGUGAAUUAGAGGUUAUGACUGAGUCUACUCGACCUGCUACCCUCCAUGCAAUUCGAGAUACCGAAUUGGCCAAAUUCCCCCGCUCGCUGUUCAACAGUCUGGCUCAAGAACAUCCUGGAAUUACCAUUCAAAUUUCCAAGUUGAUUGCCCAACGCAUGCGUGAUCUGGUCGAGCAUCCGCUAUCAGAGAAGGUCAUCGAGCAGGGUCACGUCGGUGGCGUUCAGACCGCAAAAUCAACCGUCAACCUUCGCACAGUAGCGAUUCUUCCCGUCUCCGCAGGUGUUCCCGUGGUUGAAUUUGGGCAUCGGCUACUCAAUGCACUACACCAGAUCGGUGUGACCAGAGGGGUGACCUCGCUCAACCAGGCUGCUAUUCUGAACCACUUGGGAAGGCACGCUUUCAGCAAAAUGGGGAAGCUGAAGCUCUCUCAGUACCUAGCUGACUUGGAGGAGAAAUACGGACUCGUGCUCUACAUCGCCGACACCAAUGUCAACGCCCCCUGGACGCAGACUUGUAUUGCCCAGGCAGACUCAAUUCUGUUGGUCGGUCUCGCCGAGUCUUCCCCUAGAAUCGGAGAAUAUGAGCGUUUCCUUCUCGGCAUGAAGACAACUGCCCGAAAAGAACUUGUUCUUUUGCACGCUGAGCGGUACUGCUCACCUGGACUUACCCGUCGCUGGCUCAAGAACCGGGUGUGGAUCAAUGGCGGCCAUCACCAUAUCCAAAUGGCGUUUCGACUCACAACUGAGCCCUCUCACCCGCAGACCAAGAAGUUUGGCACCGUGCUCAAGCAGCGAGUGCAAAUCCUGCAGGCUGAGAUCCAGAAGUACACUUCUCGACGCAUCCAACAAUCCCCGCUUUAUUCGCCGCAAACUCCUUUCAAGGGUGAUUUCCACCGUCUUGCCCGGCGGCUGUGUGGUAAGUCCGUCGGCCUUGUUCUCGGCGGUGGAGGUGCCCGGGGUAUUUCCCAAGUGGGCGUGAUCAAGGCUCUAGAAGAAGCUGGCAUCCCGAUUGACAUCAUCGGCGGCACUUCCAUCGGCUCUUUCAUCGGUGCCCUGUAUGCACGAGACGCAGAUGUGGUUCCGAUGUAUGGGCGUGCAAAAAAGUUUUCCGGUCGCAUGGGAAGCAUGUGGCGUUUCGCGCUGGACUUGACCUACCCGACUGUCUCAUAUACGACCGGCCACGAGUUCAAUCGUGGCAUCUUCAAGACCUUUGGUGAUAGCCAGAUCGAGGACUUCUGGCUCGAGUUCUACUGUAACACGACAAACAUCAGUCGCUCCCGCGCCGAAUACCACUCAUCUGGCUACGUGUGGCGUUACGUUCGCGCCUCGAUGUCUCUGGCCGGCCUGAUUCCUCCUAUCUGUGACGAAGGCAGCAUGCUCCUCGACGGUGGAUACAUUGAUAACCUAACCGUCGCACAUAUGAAGAGUCUCGGUGCCGAUGUUAUCUUCGCCGUAGAUGUUGGCUCAAUCGACGACAACACGCCCCAAGGCUAUGGCGACUCCCUAUCUGGAUUCUGGUCCGUUCUCAACAGAUGGAACCCAUUCUCUGCAAUCCCGAACCCACCCACGCUCUCCGAGAUCCAAGCCCGUCUGGCCUACGUCUCCUCGAUCGACAACCUCGAGCGCGCGAAAAAUACCCCAGGCUGUUUGUACAUGCGUCCACCAAUUGACCCCUAUGGUACGCUGGAAUUUGGCAAAUUCGACGAGAUCUAUCAGCUCGGGUACGCGUACGGCAAGGAAUUCCUCGACCGUCUGAGGAAUGAGGGCUCUCUCCCGAUUCCCGAAGAGACGGAAGAGAAGCGGAAAUUACAGCGUACGAUGGCUCCCCGCCGAGCUAGUAUUUGA
Penicillium canariense is the source of this 4593-nucleotide messenger RNA. It is a transcript of the gene nte1, whose product is annotated as lysophospholipase. Gene Ontology annotation, biological process: lipid metabolic process. Lineage: Eukaryota; Fungi; Ascomycota; Eurotiomycetes; Eurotiales; Aspergillaceae. The transcript has 2 exons. Gene Ontology annotation, molecular function: phosphatidylcholine lysophospholipase A1 activity. The record is from RefSeq and is a predicted model, not a curated record. Gene Ontology annotation, cellular component: endoplasmic reticulum. Bases 1 to 4593 code for a protein of 1530 amino acids.